Molecule: messenger RNA, 255 nt
Organism: Sparassis crispa
Lineage: Eukaryota; Fungi; Basidiomycota; Agaricomycetes; Polyporales; Sparassidaceae
Exons: 1
Coding region: 1-255 (84 amino acids)
Source: RefSeq, a predicted model, not a curated record
AUGCUUGAACUGCUCCUCCUGGCGUCGGUCUGCAUCAAACUGCUCCUGCGCACGAGUCUGCUUGAGAGCGAGAUCAAUGCACUUUGCGGUGGCUGCCGGAUAGUGCCCCUCUCUGUGGAGGCGAAGUUCGGUGGUGGUGUAGGGCUGCGUUGCGUCAAUCAUGAACCGGUCAAGCCCAUGCGGGAGCUCAAUUGGGGGAAGGAGAAGGUCUCCAGGAGGAUAGAUCCCUCUCGAUGGUGCAUCAGCGGGAUUUGA